UGUGUGUGUGUGUAAGUGAAUGUUCCUCCAAAGCCCACGGAUCAGUGUACGCAGGACGGAAGCAUGGGAAAGAUGUAGUGGCUCGACAUCCAAGAAUUUCCAACCCCACAUACGUCAAGGUGUAAAAUCGGUAUGAAAAUAAGCAGUCGAACUUCCCAUAUUUAAGGAAAACUCCAUGCAAUGAGGGACAGUUUAUAAGGCGUGUUGGUUUCGUUCUGAGCAGAACAUGGCCAGCGCAGUGCUGUGGAAACCCAGACCCUGAUGCCGCAAUCUCUGCACGCCGGUUCUCCUGGCCCAUCUGUGUGCUGAGAGAGGGGGUGACGGUCGUACUAAUGCUUUCAGAUUCUGACAACUGCGGGUCUCACAGCAAACCAAGUACAGAAGAUUCCAGACUGUGCAAGCUCCCUCUAGUAGUGGAAUGGAGCAGUGAUGAAUGGGGACACUCCCCCCAGCGACCUAGACCUGCCCUCAUGCCCGCUGCCUGACUGGAAGGAGUUCUGCGAGCUCCAUGCCCGUGCCACAGCCUCCGACUUCGCCAGAAAGUUCCGGCGCUUUUUGAGCGAGAAUCCCUGCUAUGACUAUCCCGGCGCCCAAGCCACCUUCUCCCACCACUUUGCCCGCCAUUUCCUCGACUGCUUUUCGACCGCGCUGAGCCGCAGCCCUGGUUCGCUCGGUGCCCCCAGGUAUGGCAUGGUGCCCUUCGCCAGUCUCCACAGCUGCCCACCACCCCGUGCCCACAAGCUAUGCCAGCAGCGUAAGGAUGCAGACACAUCCAACGAGUCCCUGGACAGCAUGGAUGGCGGGCUGGGAAAACCUAACACCAGGGCCAAGCCAUUUGUGCCCAAGGCGUGGGCACUGGGCCAGUCACGCAGCUCGGAGGACGUGUCGGCCGGAGACCCCGUCGGGAAGGGCCUCUCCCUGCGCAAAAUAAGCCUGUGUGUGGUGGACAGUGUGCGGGACAUCUGGCAGCGGCGAGCCUCACCAGAACCCGGCUGCGGCCACAGCGCCAACGAGGAUGGCCAGGGGCUGCGCCUUCCUCGGGGACUGCACGGGCAACGGACAGAGCCGCCGGAGGUCCAGAGAGAGGGGGCGCUGCGCUACAUGGUGGCUGACGACGCCACUUACGCCUCCCAUUGGCAGAAGUGCCGACUGCUGCUGAGGAGGGCGUUUCCACGGUCCGAGGGCGAGCGCUUCAUCCUGGAGUUCUAUGUGCCGCCCAAGUCCUCCAAGCCCAAAGUCAGCAUCCCCUUGUCAUCUGUCAUGGAGGUCAGGACUACCAUGCCCCUAGAGAUGCCCGACAAGGACAACACUUUCGUCCUGAAGGUGGAAAAUGGUACUGAGUAUAUCCUGGAGACCAUCGACUCCCUUCAGAAGAACUCCUGGGUGGCGGACCUUCAGGACUGCAUGGAGCCGGGGGACAGUGGUGAUGAUAUUGAGCUGACCUCACACCCCCACGGCCAGCCGCUCAGGGACUCCCCACUGCCCGCCUCCUGCAGCUGUGAGCUUCUGUCAGAAGAGGUACACCGAGCCCCCGAGGGUCCUUGCUCCACGGCAGCUGACCUCUACAGCGCCCCCCGUAUCCGCUUCACACAGUAUCACCCCCAUGUACCCCUGGAGUGCUUUCUGGAGUCACUGGAGUGUCAAACGCCCACCCCCCCUGCAGGGGGACACAGCGAGGGGGCAGUGAAGGCAGACACCAGCCUGGCCGGCUACCCAUGGUUCCAUGGUACUCUGACGCGGAUGCGAGCAGCUCAGCUCAUCCUGGUGGGCGGGGCACGAAGCCACGGGCUGUUCGUGAUCCGCCAGAGCGAGACCCGUCCAGGGGAAUACGUCCUGACCUUCAACUUCCAGGGCAAGGCCAAGCAUCUCCGGCUCUCGGUGAACGACAGUGGCCAGUGCCACGUGCACCACCUCUGGUUCCAGACGAUCUGUGACAUGCUCCGUCACUUCCACACCCACCCCAUCCCCUUGGAGUCGGGGGGGACGGCCGACAUCACGCUGCGCUGCUACGUCCAAGUCCCACGCCCCCCCCCGGACAUGGGUGUGGCCCAGCACCCUGCUCUGCCCAGGGAUUUUGGGUGCCAGAGUGAGUCUCUGCAGCCCACACACCAAUCCCCUGGGUACUCGCCUGCCAACAGGCCCGCCUCCCCUGGAGCCCCACCCACCUACACCAGGCAUGAGUCGGGCAGAAUGUCAGGGCUGCGCAGCCGGAGCAGCAGCUCAGAGAGGCUUCUGGAGCCCUAUAGCGCCUCCCCAGAGGAAUACCAUGAGAAUGACGGCGGGCAGAGGACCAGAGCCGUGGAAAACCAGUAUUCCUUCUAUUAAGCCCCAGGGAUGACAUAUUGAGCUCAUACUGACUGAUCCACCAGGAAGUACAAAGAGAAAAUCCUGUCUUUAGGCAGCAAAAGCUGACGGACCAUUUGACGCCGCCCCAGUCUGGUUUAUCUGCGGGGCAGCUGCAGGCUGGGGAGUCUCGUAAACAGCAGGGACUCUGAAGCCAUUGCAUCCAUUUCCUGUGUGACGGGGCAGAUGUGACGCGAUUGCAGAUCCUUCGGGGCCAGGGAAGGCGGAUGCAGUCUGGAAAAUCAUAUGGAAAUAAUUCCGAUUGCUUCACAUUCAGCCUGUGCUGGUUAAAUUUGCCUAAUUACUGAUUUAUUAAUUACAAUGCAUUCUCGUAGCAGUGAAACCUGUUUAUACUCAGAGGAAGAAUCUACUGAAUCUGUCAAAGUAGCUCAAAACAGGAAAAUGUUAGUAAACGUUAUGCUUUAAAAAAGUAAAACAAACUAUUACUAACAUUUAUUACUGUUGUUUACUAUUCACACCUAAGAGGACUGUCAGCACAGGCUAUGGAGAUCAUGUGACCUGAUGACAUCACAUCUCAUGGCCACUCAUGUAGCACAUGUUAGAUGGCCAGGCUGAUAUCGAUCCCUAUCUUCCGGUCCAAAUCAAACUGUGGGUGAACUUGAAUGGAAACCAGAUGGCAGCAUAAAUGUCAGAAUCAACUACACUGUUUUAAUAUCGGGUUAUGUGAGCAAUUCAGGAAUGCAGGAUGUAAAUGCUACCAUUAUCUCAGUCCCCCAUUGGAUUGAGAGAAUGUGCCAAUCUGAAAUAUCUUUUUAAGAAUAUUUAUUUAUCAGUUAUGCCAUGUUUUGCUUGCAUCUGUUCAGUCCGUAAAACAAAUGCCGUAAUCUGGCUCACGCGACGACAGUCACGUUCUGUGGAAGAACGUCUUUUCUUUAGCACUGUUGUCAGCGUAUUUUUAAAAAGAAUGUUUUUCAUACUGAAAUGUACCUUUCACAGAGGCUGCACACUUUUCUACAAAGUAUCUUAUGUACGGCUUUAUAAUACUGUGAAUAAAACCUUAUUACUUUUUAAAACCAAUUUAAUUAAAUAAUCAACACCUU
Molecule: messenger RNA, 3404 nt
Organism: Paramormyrops kingsleyae
Lineage: Eukaryota; Metazoa; Chordata; Actinopteri; Osteoglossiformes; Mormyridae
Product: SH2B adapter protein 2-like
Biological process (GO): intracellular signal transduction; antigen receptor-mediated signaling pathway
Cellular component (GO): plasma membrane
Molecular function (GO): transmembrane receptor protein tyrosine kinase adaptor activity
Source: RefSeq, a predicted model, not a curated record